AUGUCCCUCUCCCGAUCACCCUCUCCCCACCCGGGAGGAGGGUGGUCGAGUCCUGCUGUGACGCCUGGCAGUGGCACCUCGACGCCGCAUAGUGGUCUCUUCUCUCCAGGCCCAAUGGGCCCCAGCGGAGUGUCCUGGGCGGCGGCCAAGGCCAAAAGUGAGGAAGUCAGAGGUUAUCCGUCCUUUUCCACUCGGAACAAUGGAUUCUUUUCUCGGUCAAAGCGCAAAAUCUCCGCCAGUCUUCCGCGAUUCAGUAUGACUUCGGCUCCCGGGGGUUACGUUGAUAAGGAUGAUUUUGGACGUGGGAAAUUCCCGAUUCACGGGGCAGGUCAGCGCACAGCUUUGGGCUCUAUGCUACAGAAGAGGAGAAUACGGGCGUUGCUGGGAUUGGUCGUUAUCUGGCUUGGAUAUUUGUUCUUCUGGACGUCAAUUAUCCAGACCUAUAGACAUUCCGCGUUGGGUGGAGGGAGCAAGUUUGUGGUGGUACUGGGGUCAAAUGUGGAGGGAGGUGUUAUGGAGUGGAAAGGUGCGCGCGAGUGGGCAAUUGAACGCAACAGUAUCUGGAACAAAAAAAAGUAUACCCAACGCUGGGGCUACGAAUUGGAGGUUGUGAACAUGUUGGCCAAGAAGCGCUAUUCCCAUGAGUGGCGUGAAAGCUGGGAGAAAGUCGACAGCCUUCGAGAAGCCAUGCGCAGGCAUCCUGAUGCUGAGUGGUUUUGGUGGUUAGAUCUCGGUACUUGGGUCAUGGAGUACUCAUACUCUUUGCAGGAUCAUAUAUUCAACCACUUGGAUUCGAUCCCCUAUCGCGACAUCAAUCUUUACAAUCCUUUGAAUAUCAGCCACCCUCCGACAGAUCAAUACCUAGAUGAAGUUUCUCGUUCGCCUGAUGGGGACAAGGAUACCUCCUCGAUCCAUAUGUUGCUAUCUCAGGACUGCGGCGGUUUCAAUCUAGGUUCUUUCAUGAUGCGCCGAUCUGUCUGGACAGAUCGCCUACUGGACACCUGGUGGGACCCUGUGAUGUACGAACAAAAGCACAUGGAGUGGGAACACAAAGAGCAGGAUGCAUUGGAAUAUCUAUAUGAGAGUCAGCCAUGGGUCCGCAGCGGCGUUGCCUUCUUGCCCCAGCGAUACAUCAACUCAUUCCCUGAAGGGGCGUGCGGCGACGAAAGAGACCCCGGCAUCCAUUACAACCAAGAUGAUCGGGAUUUCGUGGUUAAUAUGGCCGGUUGUAAGUUUGGCCGCGACUGCUGGGGUGAAAUGUACCAGUUUCGUGAGCAUAGCAAUUGGCUGAAUCGUACGCGGUGGGAACGCUUCAAGGAUGCUUUGAGCGGCGUGUAUAAUACGUUGUUCGGGAAGGGGGAGAAGCAGGAGCAAUAG
Messenger RNA from Aspergillus wentii DTO 134E9, 1377 nucleotides. RefSeq names its product putative alpha-1,6-mannosyltransferase subunit. The coding region runs from base 1 to 1377 and encodes 458 amino acids. Gene Ontology annotation, biological process: protein N-linked glycosylation. Gene Ontology annotation, cellular component: Golgi membrane. Gene Ontology annotation, molecular function: glycosyltransferase activity. NCBI's taxonomy places the organism in Eukaryota, Fungi, Ascomycota, Eurotiomycetes, Eurotiales, Aspergillaceae. The transcript has 3 exons. The record is from RefSeq and is a predicted model, not a curated record.